UUGCCGGGUUUCGGUGGCAAGUCGGUGCCAUGGGUGUAGAGGACGAGGAGGUGUCGAAUACUGGAGAGCCUGAGGAUGAAGAGGAAGAAGAAUUGGUGGACCCCAUAACGACCAUCAGGGAGCAAUGUGAGCAGAAUGAAAAGUGUGUGCAACUACGGUCACGCCUGGACACAUGCACAGAACGAGUGAAUUCUAGAUCGCAAACAGAAGAGACGUGCACCGAGGAGCUGUUUGAUUUCCUGCAUGCCCGUGACCACUGUGUGGCUGAACAAAUCUUCAGUAAAUUGAAGUGAAGUCCAAUUCUGAAAAAAGUCUACUGGAAUUCAUAUUGGUUGUGAAUUGCAUUAUUCACUGAUUUCAGACUGUAUACAAUAUAUGAAUCUUUGUGGUCUACUUCACAAUGAUUCGGGUAUUGCUUUUAUUGUAUUUGUAAUUGAGUUUGGUGCCAGCGUUUGUCAUUAAUAAAUUUAUUGCUAUACCUGUAA
This is a messenger RNA of Pristis pectinata (smalltooth sawfish), 485 nucleotides long. RefSeq names its product cytochrome b-c1 complex subunit 6, mitochondrial (gene uqcrh). The coding region runs from base 30 to 293 and encodes 87 amino acids. Gene Ontology annotation, biological process: mitochondrial electron transport, ubiquinol to cytochrome c. Lineage: Eukaryota; Metazoa; Chordata; Chondrichthyes; Rhinopristiformes; Pristidae. The transcript has 4 exons. The record is from RefSeq and is a predicted model, not a curated record.